AUGGCUACUUCAAUAAAUAUGGGCUAUUCAGGGUAUGUUGAUGCAUAUGGCAGACCUAUUGGGAAUGAUGUUAAUAAAUGGUUUCAAAACGGUGUAAGACCAGUAGGAAUAGAUACAAGCCGUAAACCUUGUUCACACUUAACAGUAUGCUACAUAUUUUUAGGAAUUACCUGUUUUAUUCUUAUAUCUGCUGCUAUUAUAGUACCUCUUGUUAUUUCAUCAAUAAAUAAAAAUGAUAACUAA
Adineta steineri is the source of this 243-nucleotide messenger RNA. NCBI's taxonomy places the organism in Eukaryota, Metazoa, Rotifera, Eurotatoria, Adinetida, Adinetidae. The record is from the annotation of a GenBank genome assembly.